AUGAAACUAAUAUGGAGUUUAACAGAGAAAGAACUUGGAGAGGAUGAGUUGGUUUUUGAAUGGCGUCCAAAAGGGAAUUAUCUUGCUGUUGCUAGUUCGAAUAAUUCGGUAAAACUGUACGAUCGAAGUGGUCACUUAAUCGAUGAAUUAUUCCUACCUGGGCGGGUUGAAGCAUUAUCAUGGGAUCGAGAUGGUGAUAUGUUAGCUAUAAUGAAUGAUAAGGAUACAGCAGUAACAUUAUGGGAAUUUGCGUCGAAAACAGUGAACAAAUUGGAUAGUGGCAUGAGCGGAAAGGAAAAACCGACAUUUAUGCUAUGGUCUCAAAUUUCGCCAAUUUUGGCUAUCGGUUAUGAUACCGGAAAUUUGUUAUUUUAUAACCAGCGCACUUCACGCGUCAAUGAUAAUGUGCCCGUUUAA
This is a messenger RNA of Acanthocheilonema viteae, 417 nucleotides long. The record is from the annotation of a GenBank genome assembly. NCBI's taxonomy places the organism in Eukaryota, Metazoa, Nematoda, Chromadorea, Rhabditida, Onchocercidae.